AUGAUAAGAUCAAUUCCAAUUAAACAAUUAACAGGAUACCACAAUUCCUUAACCUUUCUAUCUAAACGUACCCUCAAAACAUCAUCCUCAUUACAAUAUGCCCGUUUCAUCAACAAUAGCACACGAAUAACCAAAGAAAUAUCACCAGACGAACUCAGACGAUUACAACAAGCUCAAGAACAAGCAAAAGCACGUGCAUUCCAAUAUGAACAACUGCAUCUGUAUCCACCACCACCACAACCAUCAUAUUCAUUCACAUUACCUGAAAAUAAGAAUGGUAUAAUUACUCCCAAUGAUCCAAUCUAUGACAUACUUAAAGAACCCACCCUUGUCAUUGAAAGACAAAUUGAAUUCAUGAAUUUAUUUCUCGGAUUCGAACAAGCAAAUCGAUAUAUCAUCAUGAAUGCUACCGGAGAAGUAAUUGGAUCCAUGCAAGAGAAAGAUGUCGGAUUAGCAAAAAUAAUCGGAAGACAAUUCUUUAGAUUACAUCGUCCAUUUGAUAUUGAUGUUUUUGAUAAAUAUGGACAAUUGGCAUUAACUAUUAAAAGACCUUUCCUGUUUAUAAAUUCUCAUAUUAAAGCUUAUUUACCUGGAUAUGAUGAAUUUGAUGAUUUGAUGUUUGAAUGUGUUGGAGAAAGUGUUCAAAGUUGGCAUUUAUGGAGGAGGAGAUAUAAUUUGUUUAAAUUGGAAGAUGAACAACUUGAUGAAUAUGAACAAUUUGGAAUGGUUGAUUCUCCAUUUCUUUCAUUUGAUUUCCCAAUUAGAAAUGCCGAGGGGAAGAUUAUGGCAAGUGUGGAUAGAAAUUGGGUAGGAUUGGGGAGAGAAUUGUUUACUGAUACUGGGGUUUAUAUUUUGAGAUUUGAUCCUGCUAGUUUUGAAGGUGUGAGUACUCAUUAUGGAGAAGAGGUUUCGAGUCAAGGAGUGACUUUGGAUCAAAGAGCAAUUAUCUUAUCUUGUUUUACAAGUAUUGAUUUUGAUUAUUUCUCAAGACAUAGUAGAACAUCCGGAGGAAUGUUUUCGUUUGGUAGUUAUGAAUAA
Hemisphaericaspora subhashii is the source of this 1038-nucleotide messenger RNA. RefSeq lists its product as uncharacterized. Gene Ontology annotation, cellular component: plasma membrane. Gene Ontology annotation, molecular function: phospholipid scramblase activity. The record is from RefSeq and is a predicted model, not a curated record. Bases 1 to 1038 code for a protein of 345 amino acids. NCBI's taxonomy places the organism in Eukaryota, Fungi, Ascomycota, Pichiomycetes, Serinales, Debaryomycetaceae. Gene Ontology annotation, biological process: plasma membrane phospholipid scrambling. The transcript has a single exon.